AGCAGUGGAAGAGGAAUUGGAAAUUACUUCAUUCAAUGGAUUUUAGAUCACAUCAUCUUCAACCUUGUAAUGUUCUUGGACAACAUGGUGGUCAAUUAUUGCUAGAGACUAACAGUACUUGUUUAAGAAUAGGAGAAGAUUCAGAACAGCAACCUAGUAGACUGGUGUAUGGAGCCAUCAUUAUUGGUACACAGGUUGUUUUUAUUGCUCUAGAAAUAUCUGAACAGCACUUGACUGAAAUUGAAAAGGUGAAAACAUAUAAAGGAAGAAUAGAGAAUGAAAAUAGUAUUGGCAAUUCGACUAUUUCAUACACAAGACCUUAUGACUAUUUGAAAGCUUCUGAAAGAUCCUUGAUAUAUGAAUCCCUAUUGAGGUUUGCUUGUUACCAGAAAGGACUGACAUGAAAGAUGUCUUGAUCUAAUAAAUGGCGUACUAACAACAACAGUUAUCAUAAACAUCUUAUUUAACUAAAAGACCUAGGAUGAUGUAAGCUACCUUAGAGAAGCUUGGUAGAUACCUGUAAUCAAGUUAUAAAAUACAAAGUGUUCAGGUUCAUGCAGUUAUGUCCAAGUACAUUCAGCAGAGUGAUGGAAA
Messenger RNA from Mytilus trossulus (common blue mussel), 594 nucleotides. RefSeq lists its product as uncharacterized. The transcript is spliced from 2 exons. Lineage: Eukaryota; Metazoa; Mollusca; Bivalvia; Mytilida; Mytilidae. The coding region runs from base 36 to 404 and encodes 122 amino acids. The record is from RefSeq and is a predicted model, not a curated record.